This is a messenger RNA of Ahaetulla prasina, 4456 nucleotides long. It is a transcript of the gene EEF1AKMT3, whose product is annotated as EEF1A lysine methyltransferase 3. Gene Ontology annotation, biological process: peptidyl-lysine methylation. Lineage: Eukaryota; Metazoa; Chordata; Lepidosauria; Squamata; Colubridae. Gene Ontology annotation, molecular function: protein-lysine N-methyltransferase activity. The record is from RefSeq and is a predicted model, not a curated record. The transcript is spliced from 3 exons. Gene Ontology annotation, cellular component: cytoplasm; cytosol. The coding region runs from base 10 to 690 and encodes 226 amino acids.
CUUGGGAAGAUGGCGGCGCUGGUGUUUGCAGGCGACGUGGAAGUGGGUUUGCAGUCGGUGUUUCCGCAGGAACUGGAGUUGUUUGCUGAUGCUUUUCCUGUGCAGACCCGGUACCGGCUCUGUGGGCACGAGCUGAGCAUCACGCAGUACCACGGAGCGCGGCUCGGAGUAGCUGCUCCGGUCUGGGAGGCGGCUCUCGUUCUCUGUGAAUAUUUUGAAGCAAAGAAGGUGAACUUUCAGGACAAGAAAGUGAUAGAGCUUGGUGCUGGGACAGGUGUUGUUGGGAUCCUCGCAUCGCUUCUUGGAGGCCAUGUCACCAUCACAGAUCUUCCUGUAGCCUUGAAGCAGAUAGAGGAGAACGUCCAUCGGAAUUUGCCUGCACAAUGCAUUGCACGAACCAGGGUUUGUGCUCUAUCAUGGGGUCUGGACCACAAGGAUUUUCCUCAGAAUUAUGACCUCAUCCUGGGUGCAGAUAUUGUCUAUCUCAAGGACACUUACCCACUCCUGAUAAGGACUCUCCAGCAUGUAUGUGGUGCUCAAUCUAUUAUCUAUCUGUCUUCAAAGAUGAGAGAGGAACAUAAUACAGCACUGUUUUUUGAGACUCUGCUCCCUAUGCACUUCACCACAAAACUCACCUUUAGGAAUGAGACCGAGAAUAUUAACAUCUACAAAGUGACCAGCAAGAAUUAAGUUAGUUAAAGACUAUCUUUGGAUAGUGGAACAUUCAUUUUCCCUCUUUUUUUAAAAAAAGAAAACAAGCAUUGUGAUUUGAGAAUUCAGCAUGGAACGAAUCUCUCACUAAUCUCUGUAAGAACAGAUCUGCAAACCUUUCAAGGAAGAAUCCUGUCUGAGAAACAGCAGCAGUCCUACCAAGCAUAUAUGCCAGUGGAAGUUUAACAAUAGGAGGCAGCCAUUUUCUCUACCAUCUUCCUCCUCUUUUCCUGAAGAGACUGAGAGAAAUCUGAAGUCAUGUCUUUAAAAGGUAAAGGUUCUCCUUGCACAUAUGUGCUAGUCGUUCCUGACUCUAGGGGGUGAUGCUUAUCUCUGUUUCAAAGUCGAAGAGCCAGCACUGUCCGAAGACGUCUCUGUGAUCACGUGGCCGGCAUGACUAAAUGCCAAAGGCACACGGAACACUAUUACCAUCCCACCAAAGGUGGUCACUUUUUUUUCUACUUGCAUUUUUUACGUGCUUUCAAACUGCUAGAUUGGCAGAAGCUGGGACAAGUAGCAGGAGCUCACCCCAUUACGCGGCAGCACUAGGGAUUCGAAUCGCUGAACUGCCAACUUUUCGAUUGACAAGCUCAGAGUCUUAGCCACUGAGCCAUUGCAUCCUCUAUGACUUUAGGAGUGUGUAUUUAUUUCUUUAGGAGUGUGUAUUUUCUAGGGGUGAUAUGGCUUUCAGGGAUGGCUCAUUUUGUUCUUCUUUGCAGGUAUGUUCAAAAGUGGCUAUCAGGCCCCAAAUGGUUUGUGUGCAAAAGACAGAAUAGCAGUAGCACUUAGACUUAUAUACUGCUUUACAGGGCUUUACAGUCUUCUCUAAGCGAUUUACCCCCAACAAUAUUGCCCCUAACAAUCUGGGUCCUCAUUUUACCCACCUCUGAAGGAUGGAAAGGCUAAGUCAAACUUGAGCCUGGUGAGAUUUGAACUGCCAAAUUGCAGGCAGCCAGCAGGCAGCAGAAGUAGCCUUCAGUACCGCAUUCUAACCACUGCGCCACCGUGGCUUAUAUGAAUGCAGUAGUUCUAAUGGUGAGCAAAGGUGGACUCUUUGCUGCGCUUAAAAGGUAAAGGUAAAGGUUCCCCUCGCACAUACGUGCUAGUCGUUGCCGACUCUAGGGGGUGGUGCUCGUCUCCAUUUCAAAGCCGAAGAGCCAGCGCUGUCCGAAGACGUCUCCAUGGUCAUGUGGCCGGCAUGACUCAACGCCAAAGGCGCACGGAACGCUGUUACCUUCCCACCAAAGAUGGUCCCUAUUUUUUCUACUUGCAUUUUUACGUGCUUUCGAAACUGCUAGGUUGGCAGAAGCUGGGACAAGUAAUGGGAGCUCACCCCGUUACACGGCAGCACUAGGGAUUCGAACCUCCGAGCUGCCGACCUUUCAAUUGACAAGCUCAACGUCCUAGCCCCUGAGCCACUGCGUCCCCUUUGCUGCACUUAGGAAAGUUUAUUCAUUUAUUUGAAUUGCAUGCCUGCCCUUUGACAUUUGAUCCUGGGUGAGAAAAACAGCAAGUUAAAAACACACACUGAAGCACAUAACGGGGGAACAUAAAAAUCCACACCAGGGGCAUCUGAAUCUCAGGUGAUAUGCUGUUUCACAGGGAUGAACAAAGUUGCAUUUUGUAGGUCCCCUGAGAUGGUACUAUUGAAUGAAAAGGAUUUAGAACAUGUCCAGAAAUAAUUGGAAACAGAUGAUCCCACAAAUAAUCUAGAUCCCGAGUCAUGCAGUAUAACAACGAGCAUCUUCAAUUGAUGCAGAAAUCUACUAGGAGCUUAUGCAGCUCACACAGUUGCAUUUACUCAGGUGUAGCAAGGUGGUCCCAACCUAUUGCUGCUGCAUUCUGGUUUAGUUAUAGGCUUUGUGUGAUUUUUCAAAGUUGCUUCGUAGAGCACAUUACAGUAGUAUAAAUACAAGGUGAUCAAAGCAUGAAUGACUAUCCAAAGGGCCUCCUGGUCCAGGUAUGGGUGCAAAUGAUGCACAAGAUGGAUUUGUACAAAGGCUCUUUUUUGACUCUUAAAACAGAAGUUGAGAGCCUAGGAGAAAUCCCAGAAUUGCACACCAAUGGAGUCUGGGGCAAUGCAACCUCAUCCAGAACCAGUGAUGGAAUAUCCCCAGAUUUGAGGUGGGGGUGGGUUCUAAACCCCAUAGCUAUUCAAAUUUAAUUAAGAUUGAACCUAAGGUUGUUUCUCCCCAUUUGGGCUCCCAGAGCCUGCAGACCCCAAGAUAGAAGUUCAAUAGCAUCACUUGGUUUGCCAAGAGUCAAAAUAUAUAGCAGUCAUCAGCACACUUAUGACAUCUGUCCUGACCUUGUGCUGUCAUGAUUUCACCCUCACCCAAUAACUUAAAAUAGGAGUGGGGAAAGUCAAGAACUCUAGGACCUUGUAAAGUGGGACCAAGGAAGGCUAAGAUAGAUGCACCAUUUCUAUCCCAGUCGUGCUAGAGGUGAUCCACAAGUAUGAUUAAUGCCAUCUCACUAUUAUACCUAGGGCUGAACCAGGGGUGAAAUCCAAUAAGUUCUGACAGGUUCUGGAGAACCAGUAGUGGAAAUUUUGAGUAGUUUGGAGAACUGGCAAAUACCACCUCUGGCUGGCCCCAGAAAGGGGAGGGAAUGGAGAUUUUGCAGUAUCCUUCCCCUGCCACGCCCACCAAGCCACACUCACAGAAUCGGUAAUAAAAAAAUUUGGAUUUCACCAUUGGACUGAACCCCAAAUUAAAAGGACCUCCAAAGCUGCAACUUAACCCACUUCCCCAACAGACAAAUUGUCCAAUGUUGUUGGAUUUAGUGACUGCUUCUAGAGUAGGGAGGUUUUUCCCCAUGACUAAAAUCCUGAUUUUGCUCUUGAUCCUUUUCCAGCAACAUUUUAUCAUUUAAUCUCUAGCUAGAAGGUCCUUUGAAAGCCAGGGCUCUCUGGAAUCAAGCCAUAUAGGCACAAUGUGAUCCAAGGCUGUCACUCUCAAUCCAAAGUGGCAAUUAAGGCCGCAGUUAAACCACUCAUCAGAAUCUGAGAAACAAAUUCAAGUUCCCUCUGAAAUCCACAGGGUUUGAUAAAACUGUUGUAAGAAUGAUGUGGAAUUCAAGUGUUGGUUCUUGCUUAAAAGUUCAAGUUCGAGAAUGUGCCAGCAAGUCUAAGUGAAGCAUAUAAUAUGUGCAUUAAAACACAUGGUGCCUUUUCUCAUUUUGAGAUGUUUUUAUGUCUUCCUCUUUAAAAUAACUUAUACAAAGUGGAACGUGAUGUUUGUAUGUGCCUGUAGACAAACAACUGCAUUUGUAUUUCCAACACUAUACUGUCCCAUUCAUUUAGGAAUCAAGGUUUCAAUCGAAUUUGUUGUGUACUGUAUCUUAAAAGAUGCUAGUGAUAUAUAUGUAUGUAUGUAUGUGUGUUUGUGCAUUUGGUAAAUAGAUUCUGCAUUGCAUAUCGAUUGUAGAAGUACAGCUGCAACAAUAUUUAUUCUUGCUGCAUUGCAUGGAAAAUACUGUGGUCCCUUGAGAUCAUUUGACAACUUUCAUAUGCCAACUAUUUCAUGAACUAAAAUAAUGUCUUAUUUACGUUACUUGAUCCCCGUCAAUUACUAUACUGCAAAUGGUAAAUCGCUAAGUAUUUGCAUCAUUAAACAGCAUUAAAGUCCAUCUUAAAAACUGCCAACUUUGGGGAAAAAACAACACCGGCCUGGCUGCCUUCCCUUCUCUACGGGCUCAGCGGCGUCUUGCAUCAACUAAUGAAACGCCUAGGUGGGAUAGAGCA